GUACAAUGGGAAUGCAUUAACCCCAAGUACAAAGCAAAGAAGAAGAAUUACAAGAACUCAGGCAUUGUCAUCCUUAACCAGUGCAAGAUCCACAAGAUGCAUUCUUUCUUAGAUUAUAUCAUGGGAGGCUGCCAGAUACAGUUUACAGUAGCUAUAGAUUUCACUGCAUCAAAUGGUGAUCCUAGGAACAGCUGCUCACUGCACUACAUCCACCCCUAUCAACCCAAUGAGUACUUGAAAGCCUUGGUAGCUGUUGGGGAGAUUUGCCAAGACUAUGACAGUGACAAAAUGUUCCCAGCCUUUGGAUUUGGAGCAAGGAUACCCCCAGAAUACAAAGUCUCUCAUGAUUUCGCAAUCAAUUUCAAUGAAGACAACCCAGAAUGUGCAGGAAUACAAGGUGUUGUGGAGGCUUAUCAGAGCUGCCUUCCCAAGCUGCAGCUGUAUGGGCCGACAAACAUUGCUCCCAUCAUCCAGAAGGUGGCAAAAUCGGCAUCAGAGGAAACCAAUACCAAGGAGGCCUCGCAAUAUUUCAUCUUGCUGAUUCUGACGGAUGGCGUCAUCACAGACAUGGCUGACACCAGAGAGGCCAUUGUCCAUGCCUCUCACCUUCCCAUGUCAGUCAUCAUCGUCGGGGUGGGGAACGCCGAUUUUAGUGACAUGCAGAUGCUGGAUGGCGAUGAUGGGAUCCUGAGGUCUCCCAAGGGCGAGCCUGUGCUUCGAGACAUUGUCCAGUUUGUGCCAUUUAGGAACUUCAAACAUGCAUCCCCAGCUGCUCUAGCAAAAAGCGUUUUGGCUGAAGUUCCAAACCAAGUCGUGGACUAUUACAAUGGCAAAGGGAUAAAACCAAAAUGUAUGUCAGAGUACGAGUCUUCCAGGACACUAGCUCCAUGAACCUGCCUGCACUCUUUUACAAAAUUAAGAAAGAAAAAUGCUACUGUCUACAGCUACUGUACUUAAAAAUGAAACAAAAAAAUAGCACGUUUUGGUGAUUUUUAACUAAAAUAACCAUUUUUUUUGCAUGUGUAGCCUGAAGGCUUAAAUCUGUUAAACGGUUGUAUUGUUGAAAACUUUUUAUGAGAAAAAAACAUCCAGGAAAAAAAAAAGUAAACUCUUUACAUUACAGCAUGUCGCCUUGAAAUAAAAAGUUAUCUGUAUCUGUUUUUUAUACAGGUUUGUUGAAAUUUUGCUAAAUUUCUUAUCUUUACACUGUAAAGCAUUUUGAAAUAUUUACUGAGAGUCGAUAGCCAAAAUGUCUUUGGUUUAAUCUGCUACGAACUGAGAGAUUUUUCAAAAUGGCAGAUGCAUGAACUGUAUUUUGCAUGUUUAAAAUAAAAACAACACAGUU
Pelecanus crispus (Dalmatian pelican) is the source of this 1345-nucleotide messenger RNA. Lineage: Eukaryota; Metazoa; Chordata; Aves; Pelecaniformes; Pelecanidae. The record is from RefSeq and is a predicted model, not a curated record.